Molecule: messenger RNA, 1869 nt
Organism: Penicillium alfredii
Lineage: Eukaryota; Fungi; Ascomycota; Eurotiomycetes; Eurotiales; Aspergillaceae
Product: Zn(II)2Cys6 transcription factor
Exons: 1
Coding region: 1-1869 (622 amino acids)
Biological process (GO): positive regulation of transcription by RNA polymerase II
Cellular component (GO): nucleus
Molecular function (GO): zinc ion binding; transcription cis-regulatory region binding; DNA-binding transcription factor activity, RNA polymerase II-specific
Source: RefSeq, a predicted model, not a curated record
AUGCCCAGUCUAUCGGGGAGUGUGAAUGGCCCUAAAGCACGUACAAAGACCUUCACUGGUUGUUGGACGUGCCGUGCUCGCCGAGUCAAGUGCGAUGAUGAACACCCACACUGUCGUCGCUGUCGCCGGAGCGGCUGGCAAUGCCAGGGCUAUGGACUGCGGCUGGGAUGGUCCCAGACCCCAGGGAUACGCUCUAAUCGCCGCCAGUUAUGGUCUUUGACUCCACAAUCAAGGCAUGGCCUAUCUUCGGCUGCCGUGACAGCGCUCUUGGCCGAGUUAGACGGCUGCUCAGGAGAUGGUAACCCCCAGCAACGAGGGCCUUUUUCGGUGUUUUCCGCAUUGCCACACUCUUCGCCUCGAGGCCCAUCUUCUCUCAGUCCCAUACUUGAUAACACGUCUGAGUCGCACGAUGGGGAACAGACACAGGGCAACAGUAUUUCACACCUGGCCGAGUUGUCAAUCGGUAACCUCCAACAUGUGAAUGAGCGUUUUGACAGACCCGACUCGGCGCCUUUGCCUUGCGAUAUCCCCUUGGCAUCGGUCUUAGAUCAAGACCAGGGGCGCACACUUGAAUGUUCCGAUCCCGUCAACCAGCCUGAUGAUCAUCUUGUCGUGAUACACUCCGUGGCCGACUACUCAAGUCCCAGCGCUGGCGAUAGUGUCGUCGCGGGUAGAGGCGAACCAGGCCGUCGGCUUUCGCGAGAACAGCGGAGGAACAAUGAUGGUUUUAUCCCCAAACCUAUGGAUCCCCUGCACCUACCGAGGCAAGAGACAGAAUUAGUCCACCACUGGGUCAUCUUCCUGAGCGGAAAUAUGCUACUCAUCGACACCCCCGACAACCCAUGCCGCACUGUGUUUAUGCCAAUGGCCCUAAAAGGGUUGGAAGCCUCUCCAACUGAACCCAACAUCCAUCUCUCGAUUUUCCACGCUAUCUGUGCUUCCUCCGCUUUCAGCCUCUUUCACCUCGGCCAUGACCCCCGCUAUCAAUCUCUCGCGGUGCACCAUGAUCAUCUCGCUCUGCGUCACCUGCGUCAGAAUUUACAGCGAGCACAGCGAAUGAAUGAAUGCACUUUGGCUGCCGUGCUCACCUGCAUCACGGUCGAAGCUAUGUCUGGACGACGAAGCCGGUGGCGAACCCAUGUAGCGGGUGGACUCGGUCUUCUCGAGAAUGAGAUCCAUGACGGCUGGAUCCGAAGCCCAAUCGCCUCUCGCCUGCUUCAAAGCUACCUGUCCCUUUCAUCACUCUGCAGUCUGCCCGUGUCGACACAGCUGAUGUCACUAUUGAAUGGUCCUUCAGAUCUCCGCCACUAUCUAGAGCGGUCGCAUGGCAUCACAACACCUUUAGUUCAGUUUCUGGCUCAUAUCACCACCCUCAGUGAUUCUCGGCCCGAGGUCCCUGCUGGGGACUUGGACAAGCUCGAAUUACAACUGUAUCUCAGUUUCCCAAGCCUAUCCAAUCCCGACGCACCGGGGUCGGUCAUUAUCCAGCAUGCUCUGAACUCCUUUUACUACGCCACCAUAAUCUAUUUCCGCCGAACACUACGUCGGGUGCCACUAUCCGAUGUGCAAGACCUGGUUGACAAAGCCGUUGCCGAGCUGGAAGCAGCGGAUGCCCUGACGCACGAGAAAGGUGGUUGUGCCUACAACUGGGCGAUUUUUGUGGUUGCCGCCGAGUGCGAGCGGCAGGACCUCCAAGCGCGCAUGCGUGCCUUGUUUGAUCGGAAGAGCCGCCAUGGCAUCCAGAACAUCAAUGUCCUUUGUGAGAUUGUCCAGACGCUGUGGCAUCGGCGGGCAGUGGCUGGGCCACAUGCUGAUGUUCAGUGGCAGGAAAUUGCGAUGAAGGCUGACUUUGAUAUUAUGCUUGUGUAG